CCGACUAGAAGCAAAUCCGAGCAGCCAUUAGCUGGUCGUGACUUGGAACAUUUUUGAAGGAAAGAAUAGUGCUCUCUCAUCCCAGUUUUCUGCUUCCCGGUUCGGUCGGUACAUCUUAGUUCCGUUUUGUUUUUCGCUGCGGGCUGACGCAACAUUUCGGCACCAGUGGCCAGCGAACGUUUCCCCAUCAUAUAAAAUACGGACAGCAACCGUGCAGCAACACUCACAGUCAGUCGGUGGUGCGCGAGUUAUCCUUUUAUCCAAGUUUUCAAGUGAAGUGCAGCAGUUUUGCUUAGCGGUACCGGGAGAAGUGCAAUUUCGAUACCUCGUUUCCGGUUUAGCCCUUUUUUUGGUGAAAGUUUGCCCAGCAAAACCAGUUCUUCUGACCCAUAUUUCGUUCGUUCGUUCACGAGCGACGCACCCUCCGUUGGUAACCUUGAACGCUUUCAUUCGUUCCGAGAGUACGAAAGUGAAAAGACGGUUUUCGUCGAUUAAGUUUGUGCAGCUGUACGCAAUUCGAACAUUUAACCUUCUUUUGUUCCUUCACUAAGCAAGUGAAAAGUGCUUAAAACAUUCAUCCAAUCCACCAUCACGAUGAGUGAGCUUAUAUCGUUGAAAAUUACCAUCGACAACGAUGCGAACUAUCUGCUGUUUGGCAGCAGAAUUUCCCGCAACCUCGAGGAUCUGAACAUGUUCUGCGUGGAGCGGUGCUCCGAUUUGCUGAAGGGCGGUGGUAGUCUCCGUUACUACUGGAUCGAUUCCGACGGUGAUGAGAUUCGACUCAGUACGGACGAAGACUACCAGAGCUUCCUGCAGGCGAUGGCGACCACCAAGGCUCGGCUGUACGUUGUGAGCAAAAACGCUGGAGCUAACAAUAGCAACGCUCCCAUGGCAACGGACAAGGAUGAGCAGGCCGAGGUCGAAGAUGCGCCGAUGCAAACCACCGAUGCAACUGGUGCCGUUGGAACGCCAUCGCGACCGGUGCACCUGGACGUGGUGUGCGACGUGUGCGACGCAGAUAUCGUGGGUCACCGCUACAAGUGCAUGACGUGUCACGAUUACGACCUGUGCAUGGCAUGUGAGGCGAAGUACCGCCACCGGGAUCACCUGAUGGUGCGCAUCCCGAGGCCGAUAGUGGAGCGCAGCUCCAAGUCGACCAUGCACCGGUUGUUCGAAAAGUUGCGCCUGUAUGCGGUCCGCGUCGUCGACGAGGAGGUGCAGGUGGUACAGGCCGCCAGCGGUGGUACCGGUGGGGCGGACGGUGUUCCAGGGAACACCGCCACCGAGGGUCGCGGCGAAAAACGCACCUCUUCUACACGCAGUGCGCAUCGCAGGAAGCACAGCACCGACGACUACCUGGUGCGCCAGCAGAUUGAAUCGAAAUUGUACCAUAGCGGGCGGAAGGCAAACGCUGCUAGUAGCGGUACAGGAGCAACAGGUGACCGUUGCUCGAAGGAGUCGAAGGAGAAACCGACGCGUACGCCCGUAACGGAAUCGGCCGUCCCUCGGUUCCAUCCGUUCGUGAAAUCUCUCGCGGAGAUGCUGUCCACGUACAUGGACCCGGCGAAUGUGAACGGUUCGGCCACAAGCCCUCCGAAGGCUGGUAGCCCCCCGACGGCGGCAGCAGGGCCAGCUAGCGUGAUAGAUCACGCCGCCUUAGCGAAGGUUGCUGCAGCAGCGGCUGCAUCGGCCGCUGCCAAGGCUACGGAGGCGGCGAACUCAGCCUUUAAUGCCAUGCCUAGGACGGAUGAGCCGAAGACCACCGCUACGCAGCCGCCUCAUCAGAUGUACCAGCAGCUGAGCAAUCAGAUUCAGCAAAUGCAACAGUUGCAGCAGCAACAACAACAGCAGCAGCAGCAAGAACCUCAACAGCAGCAGCAGCAACAACAACCGCAGCAGCAGCAGCAGCCGAUUUUCCCACUUCCGGCAGCAUGCAUACCGUUCGUAAACGUGGGCUGGCCAACCCAAGAGCAUCUGAUGCGUGCGAGCGAGCACGUCUCGAAACUGUUGGAUCCGCUUGGCCUGAAUCUAGAGAUACGCCACAGUUCGACCUCCCCAGCCGGCUCGUCGUGUUCGUCUUCGAAGUCGACGACGCCGCUGGACGGCUCGAAUUGUGGUGGUGAGGCGGUACCUAGCCCGCCCAAGGAGAAGCAUGUGGACCAACCGACUAAAAAGGAGCAAUUGACAACGGCUCCGUCGGGCGGUGCCAGGGCCGCCGAAAACCGGAGCAAUCCGGUUGAAAACAAGGCGGAAAAGGAGCCACUCGUAGCUUUGACCGUUGCGCCUGGCGAUGACAAGGCGCCACCGAAGAAGCUUGAACCGGCUGUUCUGCUUGACACGGAUGCCGUAGCCCUUGGUCCGAAGGGUGCAUCGAUUGACGUGGCGACGGUCGAGGCUGACGACGAUAACCACUCGCAGAACUCAUCCUCCGCAUCGCUGCUGACCGACGACGAUCAGGAUCUGUUGGACGUGGCGGAGGUGGUGGAGAAAGAGGCACCACCUGCCACGUCGGCGAAGGCCACAGCGAAGAACGAGAAAGCUUGGACGCUGAUCGAUCUGCCGGAGGACAACGACGCCGAGGACAAUGCGUCGAAUGUACCGCUGAACGCGAUCGCGAAGCUGCUCGGUCAUGAUCUUCCGCUGGAGCCGAAACCGACGGUGGCACAGAAGGAGAAGAAAAGGGACAAGACGUCCAAUGGCGCCGGCAGCGCAGUAGAGAAGCCGAAGCCGGAACUGCUGAAGACGGCGUCCUCGAUCGACGAGGUGGAGUACGACAACCUGCACCGCAUGAUCGCCAAACACAUGGAGGAGAGUCGUGCGGCGGACGAGGCGCGUGUUCAGCAGACCCGCGAGAAGAAACAGUCGUCGGCAUCGUCAUCCGGCCGCGGCGGGGGUAGUAGUAGUAAGCCGUCGCGCAAAUCGAGCGGUUCGUCCUCGCACCAGAAGGACACGACGGUGUACAGCCACCGGCCGCACGUAAAUCACGCGAUCCACACGAUGAUGACCAUGGGCUUCAGCAACUGUAACGGGUGGCUAACGCAACUGCUCGAGUCGCUCAACGGGGACAUCCCGAAGGCACUCGAUCUACUGCUGCAGCACCGUCAGUAAAUGCGCCGGGACGCGCGCGCGUAUUUUAGCAACACUUUUUAUAUACCUGAUAUACAACAAAAAAACACAAGCAACCUCAUUCUAAAGAUGAUUCUCCAUAAGAAAGUGGUAUCUACUGUCGUUUGUGUAGUAGGUUAGUGGAUAGAUGUAUGGACCCAACAACAUCCAUACGAAGUAUGCAGACAUCAUUUUCCAUAAGAUGAGGUGUGAACUAUUAUAACUCGAUGAUCCCGCUCGCAAUCCCCUUUCCUAAAAAAAACAUUGAUGUUAUACUGCCGCAAUGUGGCUUAGAGACAAUUGCUUGCAUUGCGCUUGAAGAAACCUAUAACAUGUUCUUAGUAAUCCAGGGUGCACUAGAAUUAAGAAUAAUACAUCCCAUGGUCACAUAAAUGUUUUGUCACGGUAGAAGGCUCGUAUUUAGAACGAUAAUAAAAACAAAAGUUGUAUCCGGUUAGAACCGGAUCGGCACCAAAAAACAAACCGCUUGCAAAAAUGCACUCUCGAAAGAAAGGGGGGAUUUUUCCGCACAUUGAGGACAAGCUUAUCCGGGAGUUAUCC
Anopheles nili is the source of this 3666-nucleotide messenger RNA. Its product is annotated as protein ref(2)P-like. The coding region runs from base 595 to 3108 and encodes 837 amino acids. Gene Ontology annotation, biological process: aggrephagy; endosome organization; mitophagy. The record is from RefSeq and is a predicted model, not a curated record. Gene Ontology annotation, molecular function: zinc ion binding; protein kinase C binding; K63-linked polyubiquitin modification-dependent protein binding. The transcript has 3 exons. Gene Ontology annotation, cellular component: aggresome; amphisome. NCBI's taxonomy places the organism in Eukaryota, Metazoa, Arthropoda, Insecta, Diptera, Culicidae.